This is a messenger RNA of Emiliania huxleyi CCMP1516, 1227 nucleotides long. RefSeq lists its product as hypothetical. The transcript has a single exon. The record is from RefSeq and is a predicted model, not a curated record. NCBI's taxonomy places the organism in Eukaryota, Haptophyta, Isochrysidales, Noelaerhabdaceae. The coding region runs from base 1 to 1227 and encodes 408 amino acids.
AUGCCGAAGAGAGGGGCUGCCAAUCAGCCCGCCAAGCCCGCCAACCAGGGCGCCAAGCCCGGCCGCGACUUCCUGGUGUCACCCUCUGCACAGCGGGUGGAGGCGGACGUGCCCCGCCUCGAGGUGCCGCGCGAUGAGGACGACUGGCGCUACGCGCAGUCCUUCGACGUGGACGACGAGGGCGCCGCGGCUUUCUAUCGAACGUUUGGCUUCGUCGUCUUCCGGGGCGUGCUAGACGAGGCGGAGACCGAGGCCUCUCGCCAGGACAUCCUCUCGUACGUGCAGAGCAUCUGCCCCGACUUUCGCGCGGACGACACGGCGACGUGGACCGCCUGGAAGAGCAAGGUGUUCGGCACUCCCAACGUUGGCGACUCGUCGGCAAUCUGGCGCAAGCAGCUGGUGAGGAAUCGGCACCACCCGCGCGUCGCCGCCGGCUUCGCGACGGCGCUCGGCUGCGAGGCGCCCUCGCUGCUGUGCAACCACGACCGCUGGGCGUUCUACCGGCUGGGCGAGCGGACGCGGCGCAACGUGCAUCUCGACAUCAACCCGUGGCAGUACUACGCGCACGAGGGCGCCCGCGUGCGCGCGGCCUUCGCCGCGGCGGACUUCCGCUCGCACGAGGCGCUCUUCAAGCAGAACAACUGCAUCACGCGCGCGCUGGGCCCGCACGCGCAGGGCACGCUCGCGCUUAGCGACAACCAGGCGGAGGACGCGGGCUUCCUCUGCGUCCCCGGCUCGCACGCGGUCUUCGAUGAGUGGGUCGAGGCGCUCGGCCCCGAGCCCGCGCACGAGAGCGGCUUCCGCUACGACUACGCCGACCACUCGCACCUGCCAAAGAUUGCGCAGCGGGUGCCUGUGCGCGAGGGCUCGAUGAUCGUGUGGGACGCGCGCCUCGUGCACGGCUCGGCGCCCGACCAGUCGCCCGCCGGCGCCGAGUGCCGUGCGCGCUUCGUGCAGAUGGUCGCGCUGCGCCCGCGCUCGAUGUGGGAGGGCACGGGGCAGGCGCAGGCGCGCGCCGCGCUCGUGAGGCGCAUGUUGGCGGUGCACGGCCUUGAGGAGCCGAAGGAGCCGCUGCAGCGGGCGCUACUCGGGCUGGGCGACGAGCGAGGCGGUGGGCGCCCCCAGCAGGCCCCUAUGGCUGCUGUCAUGGACGACCAGCAGGCCGCCGCCGCGGCUGGUACUGGCGAUGGCAGCCCCAGCCGCCAGGUGCGGGCGACAACCAUUUGA